This is a messenger RNA of Acaromyces ingoldii, 4290 nucleotides long. RefSeq lists its product as hypothetical. Gene Ontology annotation, molecular function: protein binding. Bases 1 to 4290 code for a protein of 1429 amino acids. The transcript is spliced from 4 exons. NCBI's taxonomy places the organism in Eukaryota, Fungi, Basidiomycota, Exobasidiomycetes, Exobasidiales, Cryptobasidiaceae. The record is from RefSeq and is a predicted model, not a curated record.
AUGGAUGGCCCAGGUGGGCCUCCGUAUGCGCCAGGCGCUGGGCCAGGAGGAGCUGCUGGAGCCGGAGCAGCAGGCGCAGGCGCAGGUGGACCUCCCGGUGGUGUCUCUGGUCUUCCUCCUUCGUCUGCCUCGGGCCCCCCACCGCUGCAACAAGGCGGACAGACACGGAGCCAGCCAGUCGUCUACCCAUGGAGCCAGCGCUCUCUCACUAUGAACCCGCCUCGCUUCCUCGACGAGAGCCGACAGGUGCCUCCAGGCGCAGUGAGCCCCUCGCCAUUCCCCCGAUACGGGCACGCCGCCAACUCGAUUGCAAGCCCUGCAGGCGAGGUCUACCUUUUUGGUGGUCUGGUGCGGGAAAGCGUCAAGAACGACCUCUACAUCGGCGCCAUGACGCUCGGUGGGGUAAAUGCGACGCUGGUCCAGACUACCGGCGAGAUCCCCCCGCCCAGGGUCGGCCAUGCUACGAUUCUCGUCUCCAAUGUCCUCAUCCUCUGGGGUGGCGACACCAAGGUCAGAGCAGACGACAAACAGGACGAGGGUCUGUACCUCCUCAACCUCAGCACGCGCGAGUGGACCCGGGUCAAGCACGCCUCCGAAGACCCCAGUGCGGGCCCAGUUGGUCGGUAUGGCCACACCGUCUCCAUUGUCGGCUCGCGCUUCUACGUCUUUGGUGGCCAGGUCGAUGGCACAUUCAUGAACGACCUCUGGACCUUUGACCUCAACAGCCUCAAGGGCACGCCCACCUGGCAGGUCCUCAAGCCCACGGGCGAGCUGCCUCCUCGCCGGACAGGCCAUGCGAGCGUGACGUGCAAGGACAAGAUCUACAUCUUUGGCGGCACCGACGGCCAGUACCACUACAACGACACCUGGUGCUACGACAUUGCGACAAACGCCUGGAAGGAGCUCUCGUGCAUCGGCUAUAUUCCCGUGCCGCGAGAGGGCCAUGCCACGUGCCUGGUCGACGACGUCAUGUACAUCUUUGGUGGUCGCGGCGUCGACGGCAAGGAUCUGGGCGACCUGGCCAGCUUCAAGAUCUCGAAUCAGCGAUGGUACAUGUUUGCCAACAUGGGCCCGUCACCGAGCGGGCGGUCAGGACAUGCGCUGGCCACCUUUCAGAGCAAGGUCGUCGUGCUGGGCGGAGAGUCAUUCACGGGAGCUAAGCCAGAUGACCCCUCGAUUGUCUAUGUCCUCGACACGGCCAAGAUCAAGUACCCGCCCGACAAUGGCUCCAAGACGGGUACCACGUCGCGCAAGUCGACGGCGCCUGGCUCUGUCGAUGGCUCGCGGUCCAUGUCGCCCAACAGCACUGCUGGCCCUUCUGGCCCCGAGCGGUCCGUGUCGCCCACGCAGCGAGGGCCCAUCCCGCCGAGGCAGGGACAGAACGAGGGCAGCCUCGUCGGUAUUCUUGCCAAUCAGCAACAGCAGCAGCAGCAGUCUCCUCCCUCCCAGAUCAUGCAGCAGCAGCAGCAGCAGCAGCAACAGCCUCUCUCCCAAUAUACGCAGCAGGGCCAGCCGUCGCAGCAGCGAUCGCCACAGGAGUACCCUCAGCGGGCCAUCUCGCCCACGCAGCAGGCGAUCCGAGAGCAGCGGUCUGCCAAUCCCCUGCAGAGCGGUGCUGGAACGCCGCUGGGACAGUAUCCACAGAGCCCUGCGGCGGCUGGGGCAGCAGCAGCAGCGCAUGUACAGCAGUUCCAGCAGCAGCAGGCCGCCGUGGCCGCAGCUCAGCGGCAGCAGGGAGGCGGAGGAGCAGGCUCGCCCAGUGCCGUCAACGCCGGCAGUACCACGGCAACCAACUACAUGACCGGGUCUCCGGCGCCCCAGGAUGCCUUCCACUACGGCCAGGCUCCCGCGCAGAAUGGCUUCGUCAGCAAGGCUGCCACCUCUGCUUCCCCGACCACGGGCGUGUCCGCUGCCGAGGUCGAGGGCCUCAAGAAGCGAGAGGCGUGGAUGAAGGCGGCCUUGAGCCUGGCCGUCAAGCGAGGCUUUGUCGCGCCUGACCAGCUCGAGAUGCCUGACGGGACGAGUGCGUCAGCCAGGACGACGCCGGACCUGGGUCUUGACGACAUCGACACGGGUCUCGAGGGCAGCGAAAAGGACAAGGUCGUCCGGGCCAUCGUCACGCUCAAGACGCAGCUGUCGUAUGCGAAAGCUUCCAUUGCGCAGCAGGCGCAGAGCGAGGCGGACCGCAUCGCCGAGUCGGACCGUGCUCGGUCGGCUGCACUGCAGGAGGCGGCCUUCUACAGGGCUAAAUUGCACGCCAUUGAGACGCACAACCCGUCAGAAGUCUCGAGGCUGGACCGGGAGCGGCAGACGCAGUUUGAGAAGCAGCUGUCGGAUGCGCUGCGAGAAGUGUCGGAGCAGGAGCGGCAGAUCAACCGGCUGCGCGAGGAGCUCAACCUGGAGCAGCAGCUGCGCAGCUCUGCCGAGGAGCGCCUCUCGGAGACGGCCAAGCGCGCCAUGGCGGCCGAGGGUGCCCAGAUGAAGGCCCACGACGAGCUGGCGGCGCUGCAGAAGCGCACCUACAACCACGAGAGCCUGCUGCGGGACCACAAGGAGCGUGUGGCUUCCCUCACGUCGCUCGUCGCCAGACACCAGGCUGACCACGAGAGCGCACGGUCGCAGCUCGACGAGGCCAACGGCAGCGUCGGUCGCCACGUCAUGGCGCUCACCGAGCUCCAGGCGGCUCUCGCCGCGGCCACGGCGCGCGCCUCGGAGCACGAGCGCAUGCACUUCCAGCACCGCGACCUGGCUCAGCAGCACGAGUCCACGGUCCACCGGCUGCGCAACGAGCUGCAGGCCAAGACGGCCGAGUCGGACAACCACAGCGCGCGUGCCGCCGAGCUAGAGAACAUCGCUGCCGUGCACCGCGAAGAGGCCACGACGCACCGAACCGCAGCGAGCAACAGCCUGGCCUCGCUCCUGGCCAUGCACCAGGACCUCAAGGCGCGCCGCGACACGGCUGACGGCUCCGUGCCCACGCACAUCAACGACAAGAUGCGCGCCCUCACCGAGGAGACGGAGCAGCUCCGCCAGCUCCACUCGACGUCCAAGACGGCCGCCGACUCGGCCACGUCGUCGCUGCAGGAGAUGCGCGAGCGCAACAUCAGCCUCGAGAAGCAGCACUCGGGCCUCCAGUCGGAGCUGAGCGCGAUGCGGAGCCAGCUCGCCAUUGCGCUCCAGGAGGUUGCAAGGCUCAAGGACCAACACAGCAGCAAGGAGCUCGAGCUCCGCGAUCGAUCGCGCGCCGUCGAGGCGGCCCAGGUCAAGACGAGCCUGCUGAGGCAGGUCAUGGUCGAGCGUGGGCUCGCCGUGCCGGGCGACGAGGAGCUGAGCGCAAAGAGCGGGUACGCCGAGAAGCGCAUCAAGGAGCUCGAGGAGGAAGUCGAUGCCAGCUCGCGGGAGCUCCAAGAGACGGAGCACCGGCUCCGCGAUGCCUCGAGCCGCGUCGAGGAGCUGCAGCGCGAGGUCGAGCACUCCAACGCGGCGGGCCAGCGCGCGGCCGCCGGUGGCGCCGACGCCAGUGCGCUGGCGGCGUCCGAGAAGCGCGCCCAGCUGGCCGAGCGAGAAGUCGUCGAGACGACCAACACGUUCAAGGAGCGCCUGGCCCAGCUGGAGAACGACUACCAGACGGCGGUCCAGUUCGUCAAGGGCUCCGAAAAGAUGCUGCGGCGCAUGAAGGACGAGCUGACAAAGUACAAGUCGGAGAAUGCGCAGCUGCAGUCCGAGGUUGCUGCGCUCAAGUCGGGCCAGUCGGUCCCCGUCGACGGCGAGGCGGCAAAGGACAUCGAGGCGCUCCGCACCCGCCUCGUCCAGCUCACGCACCAGAACGAGGAGGUGUCGGUGGAGAACAGGGAGCUGGAGAGGCGCCUUGCUGCUCUCGAGGCCGAGGUGUCGAGGCUCGAUGGGAGCCUGCAGGGUGUCCGACGCGAGCUGCAGGAGACGCUCGCGCUCAACCAGCACCUCAGCUCCGAGCUGGCCCUCGCCUCCAAGGGUGGCAAUGGCGCCGGCGCCGGUGCCAAUGGGACGGCGCUCGCAAAGGAUCUCGAUGCGGCGCAGGUCCACGUCGAGCAGCUCAAGGCGGAAAACACCAGCCUGGCGCAGCGGCUACAAGACACCGAGGACAAGUUCCAGCUCCUGCUCGGCCGCAUGGAGACGGGCAACCCUGGGUCAGAUGGCCUGAACACGGCGGCACACGAGGGCGAGACGCGGGACAGCCAAGCCUUCAGCAUCACCUCUGAACUCGACAAGUGGGAGCGGGACCGUGACCAAGCCGCCGCCGCUCAGCCCUAG